Messenger RNA from Labrus mixtus (cuckoo wrasse), 3463 nucleotides. RefSeq names its product interleukin 23 receptor (gene il23r). The transcript is spliced from 17 exons. The record is from RefSeq and is a predicted model, not a curated record. Gene Ontology annotation, molecular function: cytokine receptor activity; cytokine binding. Gene Ontology annotation, cellular component: signaling receptor complex; external side of plasma membrane. Gene Ontology annotation, biological process: cytokine-mediated signaling pathway. The coding region runs from base 181 to 2895 and encodes 904 amino acids. NCBI's taxonomy places the organism in Eukaryota, Metazoa, Chordata, Actinopteri, Labriformes, Labridae.
CUCACUUUAGUCGGAGGCUUCUCACAGAGCAAGUCAUCUGAAGAAGAUGUUAACGAAGACAAGAAAAAACAACUUUUAUAGUAAUCUGAUAAGAAGACCUUUCACGCACGGCAGAGGGAAGCAAGGGGGAUGACAUUCUGCUGCUGAGACAUGUCGAGUGGGUCCUAAAGUUGAACUGAGAUGAAUCUCUACUCAACCAUUUGGAAAUAUAUUCUUGUUUUCAGUUUAUCCAUCAAAGAUUGUCCUGUGCACCCGGCUGAUUUGGUGAUCUUCAAUGGACUCGGCAACCUGACAGUAGAACCAGCUUCACCCUUCCUCCUGGGUUCAAACCUGACCGUGUACUGUCACGUCACAGAGUGCAAACAAAGGAGCAAAAUAUUACUGCAACACGACGGAAACACUCUGGCUCUUUCAGACAGAGUAAACUGCAACACUGCAAUUUUCAAUCUGAUUCAUGUCAAGGUGUCAAAUUCUUCAGUGCUGUGCAAAUUGUCGACCGAUGAUAAGUUGAAGAUUGUAAAUGGACUGGUCCUACGUGGCGGCUACCGUCCAGAUAAACCUGAAGUUAUUCUUUGUGAAACCACGAGGAGUUCAGCUUCUAUAGGCUGCUCAUGGUCGAAAGGACGGGAGACACACCUUGAAACUGUUUACAACAUUUCAAUCAACAGAGAAAAUGGAACCCAGGUAGAGUUCUAUCAGAUCCAAGGUGCUGCAGUAAUCACCAUCCCCAGGGCAAAGAUCAAUGGAAACUCUACGUACGAGUUAAUAAUCACUGCUUACAAUCAGCUUGGAGUCUCAAAGUCUGACCCAUUCAUACUCUGUGUGAAGGAUAUAGUGAUACCAGAGCCCCCUCGAAUUAUGCUAACAGGGUAUUUGGACUCCACUGCAGCUGUUUUGCGAUGGAAACCAACAGAAUCCCCAGAGCUUCUCAGACUCUGUGUCAGGCUUCACUCAGAUAAAAACUCCUGGGAAGCUGGAGAGGUAUCACAGCCCAGUGAGGGUCUGAUAAAAGUGGAAGGUCUCAAGCCUCUGACUAAUUAUGAGUUCCAAGUGAGAACAUGUAUCUUAACAUCAGGACCGAUGCAUUCAAACAUGUCCUGCUUCACCCCACCAUCAGCCUCAAGCAAAAGGUUGUUCUGCAGUAAAUGGAGCUCAUCUGUGAGGGGGAGAAGCCCUGGAAAAGGUUUAUCAAAGCAGCUGCACGUCUGGAGGAUUCUAGGCCACAAGGGGAAGAAGGGGCUGCAGAUGGUGACGGUGUUGUGGAAGCAUCCAAAUCCAGAAGAUUACAGUGGAAAGGUGCAACGAUUUGAAAUCUCUCUGGGCAAUGAGCAGAAACAAAAUGUGACAGCUAAUCUGAGCCAGUGUUCAGUCCCGUUAUCAGCAGAGGUCCAGGCGCUCAGUGUGAGUGCAGUCACCUUGUAUGGGACAUCUCCACCUGCAGAAGUGCCCUUCAGACAGUCAGGUCAUUCUGGACCUGUUUUGAGAGACUUUGCUCCUGCAUCUAAUGGCAGCGCCGUGUCUGUCUCCUGGUCGUGGCCUGAGAACAAACGUUGGUUAUCAUCUGGAGAUGAACUGCUGCACUAUGUGUUAGAAUGGACGAGUGUUCCUGUGGCCGUGCUGCAGUGGGACAAAGUGGACAAAGAUGAGAGCAAAACAGCAGUCACAGGCCUGACUGCAGGUGUGAGGUACAACGUCUCUGUGUUUGCUGUGACCAGCAGAGGUGUCAGCGCUCCAUCGUCUCGUCUCGUCUACUCCAAAGAACAGAAGCCACAGUCCGGUCCCAAAGUGUCAAUACUGGUCCACGAGGCCAGACAGAUCCAGAUCCAGUGGGAUGAGCUGCCUGUAGACCAGCAGAGAGGCUUCAUGGUAAACUACACCAUCUAUCUCCAAACACUGGACUCCAGCAACACCGAACACAGAGUGACGGUGUCUGGCUCCGAACUCAGACGGAGGUGGCUGGACUGUCCUCAUGGAGCUCUGGCUCUGCAGAUGACAGCUUCCACCUCAGCAGGAGAAGGACCGCGAGGGAGCCGGAUCUCCUCUCAGCCUGCGACCUCCGUAGUCAGCCUGGUGAUUGUGAUGGCUUUCAUCGUCACCCUCUUUAUAGGGAUCAUAGCUUACCUGCUGUGCUGGAGCUGUGUGAGAGAAAGGGUCAAACAGAAGUGUAUAUCCUGGGGACUUGACUGUGUUGGUGAAAAGUUACCGAAACCAGGAAACAGUUUUGCCAUCAGACUUCUGAAGGACGACAGUGAGUUGUCCUUCUUGUCCACCUGCAGCAACCCUCCACUGUCUUCUGUCAGUCUGAUCUCUCAGGAGCAAAAGGACGACGUGUACCCCAUCAUCCACAUUGAGCUAUCCCAGAUGAAACCAGGAAAACAAACAGCCCAGACACCUUUACUGAUGUUGGAUCCUGAGGCGACGCUUGAGGACUGUCAGCUGGAACAUGUCGGUUACAAACCUCAGAUUUCUACGCUGGCUCCACAAGGACAAGGACUGAGGGAAACCGAGGAAGAGCUGAAGGAUGCAUCAAGUAGUGGACUGGAGGACAGAAACCAAGGCGUACCUGGAGGAUUACUUGGAGGCUUUAUGUCCAGUGUGGAGGGGGACUUCUGUGUUCCACCUCUGGGGCUUACUCUCAUCUCUGUAAGUGAUCCCCCGUGGCCUCAAAUACAAGAAACAACAAGUGUCAUGGAUGGGGGCUUCUUACUGGAGAGGAGGGGGACUGAACAUGAUGCGGAAUUGGACGCUGCCUGUCCGGACUUACAGCAGGGUGGAAUAAAGAUUAGUGACCCAGCAGACACUUGUUCAUCUCAGUAUCAGACAGCACAGACUGCUGGUUAUUUCCCUCAGGUAGCUUCUGUCGGCACAUUGACACUUUCUGACACUCAGAGGUAGCAGGCCAACAGACAGGACAACCUGCACCUACAACUUAUUUUCAAAAAGGCGUUAUUAAAGGACCAUCUCAAGUGAGGACCUUACCGACUUUAUGUGAUCGGAAAAUCCUGCUUCAGUAAGGACGCACUCACACUAGGAAAUCUGUACCAUGCCUAAGCACGCUUCACCCCCAAAGUUCAGUUCAUUUGACUAAUAUGAGUGCUCCGAUCAGUGCUCAAUCGGGGUACACUUCCUUGGCCCACUUGGAAGAGGUGUACUUUGACACUGUACAAUUCAUGCACAAGCACAAGCACAGGUAAACAACGUAACCCAACCCUACCCUUCAUUAUGGAGAGUGUUCUGUCUGUAUCUGACUAACAUGACUCAGAAUAAGACUCAAAGUCAGUAAAGUAGCCGUCAUGUUCUCCAGUUUGCAGAUGCUGGCUUGACUGCAUGUCCCUUUUUUUUCUUGAGUCCGCCUGUCUUGUAAACUAAGCAGGCUUCAUAUUUACGCAAAAGCCAUGCAUAUGUUUUAUUCCAAAGUCAUGUAAGCUUCAAGUGGUAACAAUGCUCAGGCCCUGAGUCUGAG